Pseudophryne corroboree (corroboree frog) is the source of this 1777-nucleotide messenger RNA. Its product is annotated as collagenase 3-like. NCBI's taxonomy places the organism in Eukaryota, Metazoa, Chordata, Amphibia, Anura, Myobatrachidae. The coding region runs from base 33 to 815 and encodes 260 amino acids. Gene Ontology annotation, biological process: collagen catabolic process; extracellular matrix organization; proteolysis. The record is from RefSeq and is a predicted model, not a curated record. Gene Ontology annotation, cellular component: extracellular matrix. The transcript is spliced from 5 exons. Gene Ontology annotation, molecular function: zinc ion binding; metalloendopeptidase activity.
CUCAGUGCAGGUUCUGUAAGCUGACUGCCACCAUGCUGCACGUUCAUACUUUCAUCCUUAUUUCACUGUGCUACGGCGCCCUUGGGAGACCAAGACCCAACAAGGAUGAUAACAUCUCUACUACGGAUCAGAGGUUUGCAGAGGACUACCUAACCAAAUUCUAUACAACUGGCAGCAAAGGAAGAGCCACAUUUGUCGACAGGAUUAAAGAAAUGCAGAAAUUCUUUGGAAUGAAAGUAACGGGGGUCCUGACCUCAGAAACUAUGACUAUGAUGAAAGCUCCCAGAUGUGGGAUGCCAGAUGUGUCAGAGUUCAGGGCAUUCCCAGGAAGACCCACAUGGCCACGAUCCGCCCUCACCUAUAGAAUUGAAAAUUACACUCCUGAUCUACCCUCCCGUGUGGUUGAUGACGCAAUACAGAGAGCAUUCAGUGUUUGGAGCCAAGUGACUCCUCUAACAUUCAGCAGAGUCAAUAGCCGUCAAGCGGAUAUUCUGAUACAAUUUUCACCACGAGCUCACGGUGAUCGGUCGCCAUUUGACGGUCGCAAUGGUGUGCUAGCUCAUGCGUAUGCCCCCAGUGCUGGAAUAGGGGGUGAUGCUCAUUUCGAUGAAGAUGAAACUUGGACAAAUGACAGAAGAGGUUUUAAUUUAUUUUUAGUAGCUGCGCACGAAUUUGGUCAUUCAUUGGGACUAGAUCACUCUAACGAUCGUGAGGCACUGAUGUUCCCGACCUAUCGUUAUGUAAACACCGACAACUUCCGCCUGUCACAAGACGACAUCAAUGGGAUACAGUCAUUGUAUGGUAGAAGGCCCUAAUAACUCCACGGAAAGAGAUUCCAGUCGGGUGACCGCUUAUCAAGGAAUCCUUUGACAGAUGUAGACAGAUAUCUCAUUAUAUAUUGGCUAUAGCUUUGCAAUGAAACUAAUACAGUAAUUAUAAACAAAAGUUUUAAAAUAAAUAUAAAAAAAUAUAUAGCAUAGCUAACAAUUACUGAGAUAAAGUAAUACUGCACCAUCUAUCUAUCUAUCUAUCUAUCUAUCUAUCUAUCUAUCUAUCUAUCUAUAUAUAUAUAUAUAUAUGUAUAUAUAUAUAUAUAUAUAUAUAUAUAUAAGGCUAACGCUGCUCCUCACCUCUAUGGGGAAUUCAAGUGUUUUGCAUGCUGGAGGCCACUAGAUGGCACCCGACAGAGCAAUUCAAUUGUUGACAUUUCUGCUCAUAGCCCCCGAGUAGGAGAGCAGAAAAAAACGAAAAGUGACCUGAUUGAGCGCUCAAGGGGACUUUUUACGUUGCGCACAUUACUUUGGUUGGGUUUAGCUGCGUUACACUGUUAAACCCAACCUCUCCGGGCACAACAAUGUUCAAUCAUUUUGACGGGCUGGUAACUUGUGUUAUAUAAAAAUGUAAUUGAAAAAUCUAUAUCAUACUGUAGCUAACACUUAGUAAGAUAAAGAAACACUGUACAAUGAAGCUAUCUACAGGCACUGUAUGUAAAAUUGUAAUGACCGUCAUUUAAACAACAAAUACAAGCGCUCGGAUGCCCUCCAGUAAGGUGUGGAUAAAUAUGCAUGGAAGGUACAGUAGACGGCACUCAAAGUCAUGUUGCCCCCUCUUCAUAAUAAUUUCCCCCUCUUCACAAUAAUUUUACGUUACGUUGCUAACAUAACAGACUGAUAUAGGAGGUUAAAGUGUAAUGUGUUCAACUAAGUACUCAAUCUGGUGUUUCCUCAAACAUGAAACGACUGUAACAAUACACUGAAUGUGAAUAAAGUUGGUUCAA